This is a messenger RNA of Brassica napus (rape), 1160 nucleotides long. Its product is annotated as protein AGENET DOMAIN (AGD)-CONTAINING P1-like. The transcript has 4 exons. NCBI's taxonomy places the organism in Eukaryota, Viridiplantae, Streptophyta, Magnoliopsida, Brassicales, Brassicaceae. Bases 348 to 1049 code for a protein of 233 amino acids. The record is from RefSeq and is a predicted model, not a curated record.
UACAAAGAGUUACUUCAUAUGAAACUCCAAACAAUGAGGUAACUUUUUUUUCGGAAAUUAAAAUUAAUGUUUAUCUAGUUCUUGAUUCAGUUUUGAGUUGUCAAGUAAUUUUGGAAGAUGUUAUACAUAUUUAGGCUUGCCUUCCUAAUUUUUGUUGUACUUGCACAGACUGACACAACUCCAUUUCAUGAGACGGCUUCCAGACAAGGUGAAGCCAAUGCAGAUCAAGCAGAUGAACAACUUAACAAUGAGGCAAGUAUAAUUUUGAAAACUGUUGGUAUUUAUAAAAUUAUGAAUUUGGUACGUGUUCAUAAUCCCAUUCCUGACUUCAGGAUACACGAGAGCCUAUGAAUGAGAUCACGAAAGAGACACCUGGUUCUCCAAUAGCUCAACAGAAUAUUGAGACUCCAGUCCUUACUCCAAUUCAGACGCAGCAGGAGACUCACGAGCUUAUGAAUGAGAUCAUUUCACCAAACAUUUCCGACACACAGCCAAAUACCCGAGCUCGCAGAAAUCUUUUAACAGAGCAAAAUAAGGAUGUAGAAAGCAGAGUUCAAAAUCCCUUUGAGAUCGGAGCAAAUGUGGAGAUUUCAUCACAAGAUGACAAUACUUGUCAUAAAUGGUAUCCAGGAAAUGUGUUGGCAACAUAUUUGGUUGAUGGGGUUGAGAUGGUGAAAGUUGAGUACUUCGUCCCGUCUCUGGACGAAAAGAAGAGGAAAAGGAGUGUUGAGACACGUGUAUCAAUUGACAGAAUACGUCCUCAACCACCACCUGAGAGAUCUGGAGCGAAGAAAAGUUAUGAGCUAAUGCAGGACGUGGAGGCGUUCGACAAUGGUGCCUGGUGCGCUGGAAAAGUUAAAGUCAUUUUGUUUGAUGGCUCGUGUUUUGUCUCUUUGAACAAUUCUAAAGAACAAAUUUACUUCCACCAUUCUGAGAUGCGAAAACCAAGAAAAUGGGUAGAUGGUGUUUGGGAGAUGACAAAAAAGAUGGAAGAAGAGCAGACGCAGAGUGUGAAUCCAAGUGAAGGAGAUGGUGAUAAAAAGGUAUGAAAUAUUUAUACAUCAUACUAGGAAUUAAGAUAUAAAUGUAUCUGAAUUUUUGUCAUUCAAAAAGGGGAAGGCGAAGGCUGUCGCUUGUAAGAAAAAUGAAGCAGCUGGUCC